CAAAUGGUGGGCUCAUACCAGACUCACGAUCCAUCAGAUCCGUUGGCUGGGCCUCAACCAGUUAUGCCGCCGUCGCAUCUGCUUCAGCAGACAUUGAUGGAAGAUAUUUCAUAUCCGUCCAAAGCCUCUGCAGGGGUGUACAAGGCAAAAUUGUUAGAGUUAUGUCGGAAGCACAGAUGAUGAAACAACCUGAGUACGUGACAUCGAAGGAAGGUCCUGAUCACAUGCCUCGAUUUACUGCCACUGUGGUUGUCAAUGAAGCUGCUUACAUCACUCCACACAAUCAAUGCCGUUUAUCGAAAGAAGCAACAAACCUUACCGCUUGGGUUGCCUUCAACCAAUUAGCAAGCCUCGGCUUUUCAUCAGCAGAUCAUAUUGAUAUCACGGUACAUCAAGACAAUGAAAGGAGUGCACAACCAUCCGAUAUCAAAUCAACAUCAUUGGCUAUUAGAGAGCCUUCCAACUCUUCACACAUGCAACAUGUGUACAAGAACCAGCUACAACAGUAU
Molecule: messenger RNA, 509 nt
Organism: Cuscuta europaea
Lineage: Eukaryota; Viridiplantae; Streptophyta; Magnoliopsida; Solanales; Convolvulaceae
Source: the annotation of a GenBank genome assembly